This is a messenger RNA of Gadus macrocephalus (Pacific cod), 6154 nucleotides long. Its product is annotated as disks large-associated protein 1-like. Gene Ontology annotation, molecular function: molecular adaptor activity. Gene Ontology annotation, biological process: signaling. The record is from RefSeq and is a predicted model, not a curated record. Lineage: Eukaryota; Metazoa; Chordata; Actinopteri; Gadiformes; Gadidae. Gene Ontology annotation, cellular component: postsynaptic specialization; glutamatergic synapse.
UCUCCCCCCAGCUGUCGGACGCCCACGCCAGCAUGAUGACCACUAAGGGCCUGUCGGGCAGUCGUAGCCACCACCACGCCAUGACCUGUGACCCCUCCUACGACCCCAUGUCCCUUGAGGGGGCUUCGGCCCACCGGCCAUACUUCCUGGGCGGGGAGCGGGACAGCCACCCGGCGGACCACCCCUACUACGCCCAGCGUGGCGCCGCCCCCGACCUGGCCAGCUGCACCUUCCCGCGGCGCUACGCCUCCCACCAGCAGCUGGUCCCGUACUCCGGCCCCCCCGCCGCGCCCGCCCAAGGGGGCGGGGCUAAGUCCGGGGGCAUGUCCAAGUCCUGGGGGAACAACAACAACCACAGCCUCAUGCUGGAGGAGCAGUUUGACGGACAGGCGGCGACGCUACGGCGGCACGAGGGCUACCACACGCUGCAGUACCGGCGCUGCGCCGCAGGGGGGGGCGGGGCCGGCGGGGAGCACCCGCGCAGCGACUCCCCCGGGCGCAUCCGGCACCUGGUGCACUCGGUGCAGAAGCUGUUCGCCAAGUCCCACUCCCUGGGGGCCGGGGGGAGGGCCGGCGGCAAGGGCGGCCCGGACGACCCCGGCUUCCUCCCGCCGUCCUCCUCCUCCUCCUCCUUCUCCGGCACCCUGAAGCAGCACGGCCGCCGCAGCAAGAGCAAGGACCGCUCCCGCUCGGAGCCCAAGAUGCGCUCGGCCACGUCGGGCUACUGGAGCUCCGACGACACGCUGGACCGCGAGCUGUGCCUCUACCACCCCCCCCUCCCUCCCCCGGCGGGGGGCGGGGGCGGGGGUAGGCCCCACCCCUCGGGCGUCAUGACGAUGGGGCGCCACCCCGAGAGGUCUCAGUCCCAGCAGUUCUUCAUGGAGUCCUACAACACCAUCAGCGCCACCCACCACACGCUCAAGAUGUCCCGCAGCAACAACAAUGUCAAGUGCACCUCCUGCGCCGUGGGGGCGGCGGGGGAGGAGGGGGGGGAGUGGUGGGGCUGGGGGGAGGAGGAGGAGGGGGAGGGGGGGGCUGCCGACGGAGCCCUCCAGCAGAGGAAGAGCUCGUGGUCGUCCAGCCUGACGGUGAGCAGGGCCAAAGAGGUGUACCAGAAGGUGGACCUCGACAACGCCCUGGUCCCGGCUCAGCAGGGCCGCACGUGUCACUUCCUGCAGGUCCCCCAGCAGGAGGACUGGAGCCCCUUCUCUCCUCUGGGCAAGGAGGAGGAGAUCCCGUGUCGCCGGAUGAGGAGCGGGAGCUACGUGCGGGCCAUGGGGGAGGAGGACAGCGGCGACUCAGAGGGCAGCCCCAAGGCCCUGCCCAAGGUCCAGGCCCGCCGCGCCAGCUACCUGAAGGCCACCCAGCCCUCGCUCACAGAGAUGGCCACGCUGCAGAUCUCGUCAGAACAUUCCCCCAAACUCCAGAUCCGUAGCCAUAGUUACCUACGGGCGGUCAGCGAGGUGUCAAUCAACCGCAGCGUGGACGCCGUGGUCCCCGCCCACCUCCUCGCCUCGUCACCAAAGUUCCGUUCGCGUAACGAGAGCUACAUGAGAGCCAUGAGCACCAUCAGCCAGGUGAGUGAGGUGGAGGUGAACGGCCAGAUGGAGGCUGUGUGUGAGUCGGUGUUCAGUGAGUUGGAGUCCCAGGCCAUGCGGUCCCUGGAGCUGCCCGGGCAGGGCUGCUUCCGCAUGCGCAGCCACAGCUACGUCCGAGCCAUUGAGAAGGGGUGCACGCAGGAGGAGGAGGAGGCCGCCGCCGCCGCCGCCGCCGCCGCCGCCGCAGCAGGAGGAGGAGGGGGAGGAGGAGCAGGGAGGAGCUGCAUCGCUCCUCCAAGGACCACCACCACUGUCCGCACCAUCCAGAGCAGCACAGGUACACACACACACACACACACACACACACACACACACACACACACACACACACACACACACACACACACACACACACACACACACACACACACGCACACACCCUGGUACACACACACAGUGAGUUUGUAUUCUGCUGUGUGUUACAUACUGAAUUAUGUAAAAAGUGCACUCCAUUAUAUGUACUUUCAGUUCUCAAACAUGGAUGUGUUGUCGUUCAUAAUGGAUAAGAUUGGAGUAGAGGAUGCUCAGUCUGUGGUGAAGAAAGAGCCAGGCUUUAACUGCCAGAGACACCUGUAUAUGUACACACAACCACACACACAGGCACACAAACACGCACCCUCACACGACCACACACAAACAAACACACACACACACACACAUAAAGCUAGUCUCUCCAGACCUGCAGCAUCAGCAUCGUAUCCCUCUGUCUCCCCAUCUCUCCUCUCCCGGGCGUUGCAUAGUUACCGGAGGAUGACGCGCUCCAACAGCGUCACCGCGGCUGUGCAGGCGGACAUGGACGAGCCGGCCCCUCCCCCUUCCAUGCCCACCCCCCGCUGCUCCACCAUGCCGCGAGGCUGGUCCCGCGACGCCACCUCCACCACCUCCUCCACCUCCACGGUCAGCAUCCAGGGCUCGGGGAACCACUACCACGCCUGCAGCGGAGACGACUACAGCGACCCGGGCUUCGACCCCUCAAUCCUGCCGCCUCCCGACCCCUGGAUGGACGCCGGAUCAGAGGGGGAGGAGCUAGAGCUGGGGGGCGAGGGGAGGUCUCUGUGUCCACGGGACGGGCUCUGGUUCUUGAAGCUGCUCCGGGCGGAGACGGAGCGCAUGGAAGGGUGGUGUCACCAGAUGGAGAGUGAGGAGGUGGACCACCAGCUCCCUGAGGAGAUCCAGGGGAAGAUCCGCAGUGCUGUGGGCUCGGCUCAGCUCCUCAUGAACCAAAAGUUCCAGCAGUUCAGAGAACUCUGUGAGGAGAACCUGAACCCAGACACACGGCCGCGGCCGGUCUCUCAGGACCUGGCCGGGUUCUGGGAUAUGCUGCAGCUGUCCAUCGAGAACAUCAGCCUCAAGUUUGACGAGCUGCACCAGCUGAAGGCCAACCACUGGAAACCCCUGGAGCCUCCUCCCAUUAAGGAGAGGAAGAUGGCCCCUGUCGUGCCAAAGAAGCCCCAGAAGGGGCACCCUCCCCUGGCUAGAGACCGCUCGCUGGAGAGCUCUGAGCGCCAGCGGCUGGAGGCCCGCAAACGCCUGCUAGCCGCUAAGCGCGCCGCAUCCGUCCGCCAGAGCUCCGCCACGGAGAGCGCCGACAGCAUCGAGAUCUACAUCCCCGAGGCCCAGACCCGGCUAUGAGACGAUUACACACACAACAGCAUAGACACGCAUACACACACAUCAUCCGCAUACAGGCACAUACACACUCGCAUCAUCGACAUGCAGAUACACACAUGUAGAUAGAUACACACACACACAUACACUGGAUACACACAUACACAUAAAAGAAUACUGAACACACAGACUCACCAGUGCAGGUGUGUCUCCUAUAGCAAUACUUGGCAGGUGCUUUGAGCAAAGCGCAGGGGGUACCUCGGUCCCCAGGGUGGUGGUUGCGGCUACAGAACCAGGCCGCAACCAGAUCUGUAUUUGUUAGGGUUUAUUUGGAUUUAUUUAUGUAUUUAAUCUCCUCUACUCCACCCAGUUGGGAUGUAGCACCCCCCCCCCCCCCCCCUCUCCCCCCACCAGACGCUACUAGUGACUUCUGUAUUCCUACGACCCUGUGACCCCAUCAGGUGACCCGCUAUUACAGAGCUAGCUGCUGGCCUCCAGCUAACAACACUAGCCUCAGAUAAACCCUGCUAGUACUGCGAGCAUUGCUAGACUUUGCUAGCCCCCUGCUAGUAGCACUAGCAACACUAGCCUCAAUUUACCCCUGCUAGUACUGCUAGCACAGCUUGCCUUUGCUAGGCCUCAUUAGUACCGUUAGCACCCUAGCCUCAGUUUGCCCCUGCUAGUAGCACUAGCACCGGUAGUCUGCUAGCACCGCAUGAUGCUCUGUAAAUACUGUGUUUAUUGUGCCGUUAAAUACAGCACAGCAGAGAAAGGUGUGUGUGUGUGUGUGUGUGUGUGUGUGUGUGUGUGUGUGUGUGUGUGUGUGUGUGUGUGUGUGUGUGUGUGUGUGUGUGUGUGUGUGUGUGUGUGUGUGUGUGUGUGUGUGUGCUUGCGUAACACGCUGCCAAUCAUUUUGCCAUGUCAGUAUGGAGUUUGUUUGCAACAGACAGACACUAAAACGUAUGAAUGUGUGAUCGAACAUGAAAAUAAGACCAUAUUGAAGGUUACUCUCUAGUGAAACUAAUUUUCCUGUCACUUCAACCACUGUUUGGCUCAUAUAUGUCAGCCAAUCAAAAUUAUUCUGAGGGGAUUGCUCCCGUAGAGAUGGGUCCCAUGGUUUGACUGUUGCUCUUUAAUUAGGUGAUAACUUGUCAAACUGUUGUUUUACAGUUCUAUGAGCGCCAAGUGGGUAAAGUAAGUGAUGACGGCUUAACGCCCAAAUACAGGUCCAUAACUAACCUGGGAUUUAGUCAUCGGGUCUUUAAACCUGUACUUAUUUGUAACCAGGGCAACAGAACACAACAACCAAUGAAUCCCACACCUGGUAGACUGCUACUUCUAAACUACUGGCUGGCAUGCUAGUGAGCUAGCUAGCAUGCCAAUAAUUGGCAUCAUAAUAGGUGGCAGGCUAAUAGCUAGCGUUUCACUAGUUAGCUUGCUAAUAAAAAAUCCCUUAUGUGGAGCGCCAAUUCUGUGUGUGUGUGUGUGUGUGUAUGCACUUGUAUGUGUAUGUGUGUUUGUAUGUGUGUGAGUGUGUGUGUGUGUUAAAACACUCAUUUCAAGAGUUCUUCCUAUUUUUGUAGGUCCAACGUGGCCUGUUGAAUAAUAAUAAUAACCAGUAUAGACGACUUCUCCUCCGCAUACAUGAUAUAUUCUAUAUUCUAUAUUUAUUCUGCGCUUCGAGCGUCUUUUGGUUUGUUGUGAGAACCGACAGGACCGCACGCAUGCCGUCUCUCACCUGUGUUCGGUUGGGUUCUGUUUAGGUUCUGGUGUUGUGUUCCACCGUCUGCGUCACUCUCUGGAAUGUUCUUCAGGAGAACACAGAGAGACUGGGAGAGAACCUCUCUCUCCACAUUCUCCUCCCAAAACCCGGAGUCUUUCUAACGCCACUCCUGAUGUUUUAUAUCAACCUUUUAUUUAUGGAGUAGGAUUUUUAAAAUGACUGUUUAUGAACAUUGUGAAUAUUGAUAUUAUGCACUGAGGACAUGGCCCUUCAACUGUGUCUGUGUUUUGUUUUUGUUUUAAACUUUUUAUUUUAUUUGUUCUCCUCUGCUUCUCUGUCAUCAGCCUUAAUUUACCUAUUGAGCACAACAGCAGCCUCAGGGGAACCGUGUGUGUGUGUGUGUGUGUGUGUGUGUGUGUGUGUGUGUGUGUGUGUGUGUGUGUGUGUGUGUGUGUGUCCUUGUGUGUGUGCCUGUGUGUGUCUGACUGUGUUACCCAUGAGCAGUGUUAGUUUCCCCGGGUCAGGAUCUUUCGGGGUUCGAACCCACAACCUCCUCUGUCCGUUGAGUUCUCAGUUACUAAAGUUCAGUCUAUCUCUUGUUUAGUGGGUUUUGACUAGAGAAACGCCAAAAGGUUUGAAGUCUGGUGCCAUUGGGGGCAAUGAGAGGCGAGCCUGCUGCCUCCAUCACUAGAAGAAGGGAGAGAGAGAGAUUGUACGUGAGCAAACAUAGGCGAAUUUGUCUCACUUCUGCCAUAUGAUCAAGAGUCUUUAUUUAUCUGUUUAUUUUGUACGAAUAUUUUGGAACUUCAAUUUGAAUAGUGUGUAAAAUGUUUGACCUCCUAUCUGUCCUGUUCCGUGUGUAACAUAUCAGAACCGAGCUCCCUGUCAUCCCUGGGUGUCACCCAGGAACCCAGAAUGUUGGAUUGUGGGUAACAGCCAAAAUUGAACAGAGACUCUCCAGCAAUCCGACACUUCUACGGUUUUGGCAUCUAGAAGGAUCAGAGAAACCGUUCAACUGGACAUCAUUUGUACAUAAAUUAAUGUUUCCUUUAUGUAAAUGUUAAAAAGUAAUUCUAAUAUAAUUAAGUAGUUAUACUUAUUUUCUAAUUAAUAUUACUACACUGUUCAUGUCAUGGCACGUGUAUUAAACUCUAUCAGCAUUACAAUAAAUAUCUAUAUCUAUAUCUAUAUAUAUAUAUACAUAUAUAUAUAUAUAUCGCUAUCA